Tripterygium wilfordii is the source of this 1255-nucleotide messenger RNA. Its product is annotated as protein PARTING DANCERS. The transcript has 9 exons. Gene Ontology annotation, biological process: resolution of meiotic recombination intermediates. The record is from RefSeq and is a predicted model, not a curated record. The coding region runs from base 165 to 911 and encodes 248 amino acids. NCBI's taxonomy places the organism in Eukaryota, Viridiplantae, Streptophyta, Magnoliopsida, Celastrales, Celastraceae.
CCUUCACUAAUUUGGUGGCUGACAAAUUGACUUGGCGGUUACUGUAUAAGAAUUGAGGCUUUGAGGAGGGUGUGAAUAUCGACUUUCCCGCUUCGCUCAAAACUCGAAACUCGUCUUCCUUGAAUUGAAAUACUCCCUGCUUACGAGCUGGAAAAUCUUUGUCAAUGGCAAGUUACGAAUCAGGCUAUAGAGAUCCAGCUGCUCUAAAUCCAUCCAGCCUCACGAAUUCAGGUUGUGCUGGAGUCUGUAUAAUGAACAGCUCGUGGAGAGAUGAACAACACCCAUCUUUCAUCAAAUUCGUCUCUUCCUUCCUUGGCUCAAACUCAUUCCGUCUUAACUUUGUUCCAAUUGCACCUGACUUCAUCUUCAACUGUGGGGGCUUGUCAGUAGCAUUUGUUUUUCUGACAAACUGGGAUUGCAACAAUGUCUCGUCGUUCUUCAACAGGGUUAAGAAACUGAAGGGGCAGUUUGCACAUCUCUAUGUUGUUGUUACUCUUCCAACUAAGGAGCAAAAUGAUUCUUUCAUCCGCUCUUACUUCAAAAACGAGAUGGAGCUUGGUAGACCACAGUUUGUACCCGUUCAAGACUUAGAGAUGGGAUUUGAAAAGAUUGUUAAGAUAGCUCACUCACGGGGGAUGUGCAAGCGACAGGAUGCCGUAUCAAAAUUGAAGGCUGAGAGGAAGCGAUCAGUGGAGACAAUGGACAAUUUCCUGAAAGUAGUCACAUCCGUACCAGGCAUUGAUAACCAUGAUGCACAUGCACUUAAUCAAGCUAUUGGCUCAAUCAAAACAAUUGCCAAGGCAUCAAAAGAAAGCAUUUUGGAGAACACUGACCUUUCAGCUGACAAGGCUGAUGUGAUUGUAAGGUUUUUCAGAGAUCCAAAGUUUUACCUCAGUCCCAAGAUCAAUUGAUAUCUCGUGAUUCAAGCCGGUUGUAGCAGGUACUACUUUACUUCUGGCUAAUUUAGGACAUUAAACGAGAGCCAUUGUCCCAGUAUGAAGGUAAAGGCUGGUUUAAAAUACAGUCCCAUUGUCAAAAUUUUCUCACGGAUUUUUCAUGUGACAUGCCAAUACCAUUUAUUUUCCAAUGACGUCAUAACCUGCCAUUAUAUUAUCUACCUUGUGAUACAAUAAUAGUUUAAACUUUAAACCAUAAUCUGAUUAAUUUUUGCCGGUAUCUACUAACUAUAAAUCAAAAUUAUGCAUUGUGCCACAUCUAUGAGGAAGAAGGAAACGGUUCAAGGGUCCCAAGAGCU